This is a messenger RNA of Onychomys torridus (southern grasshopper mouse), 1961 nucleotides long. RefSeq names its product solute carrier family 25 member 18 (gene Slc25a18). The transcript is spliced from 11 exons. Lineage: Eukaryota; Metazoa; Chordata; Mammalia; Rodentia; Cricetidae. Gene Ontology annotation, biological process: aspartate transmembrane transport; L-glutamate transmembrane transport; malate-aspartate shuttle. The record is from RefSeq and is a predicted model, not a curated record. Gene Ontology annotation, molecular function: L-glutamate transmembrane transporter activity; L-aspartate transmembrane transporter activity. Bases 497 to 1444 code for a protein of 315 amino acids.
AAACCACAACUUGCUCCUAGAAUCCUGUUAGCUCAUUCCUUCCUGCAUAGGACCAGUCACCCUAGUCUAGCCAGUUAGAGCUGGGCAGAGCGGUUGGAAGAAAUGAAGCCAGUUCCUCAGGUUGUAUCCAGAGUUUUUGCUAUGGGGAGCGGUUAAGUCUAUAGGAAGGCAGAGACGAGACCCAGCACAGCCUGGCCUGGAGUAUACCAAACACUGGGAUGAGGAGUGGCUCCUAACCAAGUGGUCAAUUUCCUUUUCUCAGUAAUGAGGAAAAACAGUGGGGAAGCCUGGCCUACAGCAAGGUGCUGGAAUGGUCGGUGCUUAGCCAGAAAGUGAAGGUGAUGGAGAGUGCUCCCUUUAGUCCAUUGCAGCAGGGUGGCUCUUGGUGCAUUCACAUCAUUUGACUUGGACAGACCUCAGCGCACAGGCCAGCAGCUGCCUGUGAGGACGCCACAACCUGAGUCUUGGGAGCUGCCAGUGGUUGAGCGCCAGCAGAAUGUCCAGCCAGGAUCUGAGCAUCGCUGCAAAACUCAUCAAUGGAGGCGUGGCAGGACUCGUCGGGGUGACCUGUGUGUUUCCCAUCGACCUUGCCAAGACCCGACUGCAGAACCAGCAGGGGAAAGCUGUGUAUAAAGGAAUGACAGAUUGCCUGGUGAAGACUGCGCGUGCCGAGGGCUUCUUGGGCAUGUACCGAGGGGCUGCGGUAAACCUUACCCUGGUCACUCCAGAGAAGGCAAUCAAGCUGGCAGCCAAUGACUUCUUGCGGCAGCUGCUCAUGCAAGAUGGGGUGCAGCGGAACCUGAAGAUGGAGAUGCUGGCCGGGUGUGGGGCUGGAAUAUGCCAGGUGGUGGUUACCUGUCCCAUGGAAAUGCUCAAGAUUCAGCUGCAGGAUGCUGGCCGCUUAGCUGUCGGUCCUCAGGGCUCUGCCUCGGCUGCGCCCACCUCCCGGCCCUACAGCACCGGCUCGGCUUCCACCCGCAGGCGCCCAUCGGCCAUCCUCAUUGCCCGGGAGCUGCUCCGCACCCAGGGCCUGUCUGGCCUCUACAGGGGCCUGGGUGCCACUCUCCUAAGGGACAUUCCCUUCUCGGUCAUCUACUUCCCCUUGUUUGCGAACUUGAACCAGCUUGGGGUCUGCGAGCUCACGGGCAAGGCUCCCUUCACACACUCUUUCGCGGCAGGCUGCGCCGCAGGUUCGGCGGCGGCCGUAGCUGUCACCCCUCUGGACGUUCUGAAGACUCGAAUCCAGACCCUGAAGAAAGCUCCGGGCGAGGACAUCUACAGCGGGGUCACUGACUGUGCCAGGAAACUCUGGACACAAGAAGGAGCAGCUGCCUUCAUGAAGGGAGCAGGCUGCCGGGCCCUGGUCAUAGCCCCCCUCUUUGGGAUCGCCCAGGGCGUCUACUUCAUUGGCAUCGGAGAACGCGUCCUAAAGUGCUUUGAGUAGUCUAUGGUGGCCCCCACAAGCUGCCAUCUCUGGCCCUACACUCGAGACUAGGUGGUAGUGCUGGAAGCCUAAGAUGCCUACCCUGUUGUUGUACAUCAUCUAACCUGUAAUGUUACCUCAGAAGAAAUGACCCAUUUCACUACUUACCAGGGGCCUUCAGAAGCCCCAACCACCUGCUUAACAAUGGAAACAGCCUUGUGUAUUGGGGCAGGCGCAGGCACAGUAAGGAUGGAAGGGCUGGUCUACACCAGCACGCCCCCUGUAGGCAGGUGCAGGACAGUGUUAGGACAGUGUUAAUCCUAGCACUCACACUGUGACAUCAGAAGUAAACCUGGCCUGAACCAUGUGCCCUCCUGAGCAUCAUUAAUGGUCAAAUGAACCCAAAUGAGCAGUAUGGCCCCCUGAGAGUAGCUGUCCUGCCCCAGAUGCCCACCCUUAAGUAUGGUCCCAGAUCACUCCUAGUGGGUGCUUGUGGGACGUGAUCUAGAAUAAAGCUGGUUAAAUCCUUGUCCUGUAA